GACUUCGCUGUACAGCCUGAUACAAACUCUAUACAGCAGAAUUCUUUAUCGCUAGAGAGCCAUCGCCUCGCCGCUCACGUUGCUAUAUUAGAACCAAGACUCAGUCUUGUCAAUGCAACUAAUCCUGUUUGGGCUGCUCCCUACGUUUACAGUCUAUGGCAGCGAUCAAAUGCCCCUGAUGGAGAGCUGGAAUUGAUGCACUACUUGUGA
Messenger RNA from Bipolaris victoriae FI3, 210 nucleotides. RefSeq lists its product as hypothetical. The record is from RefSeq and is a predicted model, not a curated record. The transcript has a single exon. Lineage: Eukaryota; Fungi; Ascomycota; Dothideomycetes; Pleosporales; Pleosporaceae. The annotation marks the transcript as partial.